Messenger RNA from Syzygium oleosum, 1464 nucleotides. Its product is annotated as transcription repressor MYB5-like. The record is from RefSeq and is a predicted model, not a curated record. The coding region runs from base 252 to 1187 and encodes 311 amino acids. NCBI's taxonomy places the organism in Eukaryota, Viridiplantae, Streptophyta, Magnoliopsida, Myrtales, Myrtaceae. The transcript has 2 exons.
GGAGGUCAAGAGUGUUCUAAAACUCAAUGCUACGAUGAUUUAUUCUGAGGUCGUGUUGCACUUCACUUCUUUCCUCCUUCUCGAAAUCAACACACGAGACACUGAGCUUCUCCAUCUCUCCCACCAACCCUAAUAUUCCCCCUACUUUAUCCACAAACCAAUCCAUUCCCAUAAUUAAUCUCGAAAUCAACGAGAGAGAGAGAGAGAGAGAGAGAGAGAGAGAGAGAGAGAGAGAGAGAGAGAGAGAGACCAUGAGAAACCCAGGUCCAGCUUCAGCUUCAAGGGGCAACAGCACAAGCACAGCAACGCCAUGUUGCAGCAAGGUGGGGAUAAAGAGAGGGCCAUGGACGCCGGAGGAAGACGAGGUUCUCGCCAGCUACGUGAGGAGGGAAGGCGAGGGACGGUGGCGGACCCUCCCGAAGCAUGCCGGCCUCCAGCGCUGCGGCAAGAGCUGCCGCCUCCGCUGGAUGAACUACCUCCGCCCCUCCGUGAAGAGAGGCCAGAUUGCUCCUGAUGAGGAGGACCUCAUCCUCCGCCUCCACCGCCUGCUUGGAAACAGGUGGUCUUUGAUAGCUGGAAGAAUCCCGGGCCGCACCGACAACGAGAUCAAGAACUACUGGAACACCCACCUCAGCAAAAAGCUCAUCAGCCAAGGAAUUGAUCCCCGGAAUCACAAGCCAUUAUCGAACCAUAACCCUAGUUCUUCACCAGCAGCCCAUUUACAAAAUACUUAUAAUGCUUCAACAUUCACAUCGAAAGCAACUUACCCCAAUCCUUCAGUACCAGUGGAAGAAACCAGCGACGAGAACAAUCUGAAAGUGGUGGACGGCCACCUGGGGCAGCCUCAAAACAGCGUUGUCCAAGCACACAACAACGACAACUGGCAAAAUGUGGAGGGACUCACGAUGAUGAACAGCUUUGGCCAGAGUUAUGCUGAUCAUAACUGCCAUAACGAGGACAUAUUCUCUUCAUUUCUGGAUUCGCUCGUGGAGGAUGAGUACACAAAUCAGUAUCACCGCGGUCUGACUGCCACUGUUCCAGCGCAGUUUGUGCCCGCGGUUUCCUUCGCUUCCGCGGCGAGCUUCAAUCAUGGGAAUGCUACCUGGGAGUUACCAGGACUCAGAUCUGAAAUGGAAAGCCUCGGUGAUCAACACAAUGCGGUUCCCUACAAUAACCACCUACCGUGACACGCCACCGAAUCUGUGAAGAUUAAGGAUCAAUACCUACUAAAUGUGAAUCAGCUCUGAUCAGAUAGGUUUAUUAAUUCUUGUUUCAUCUUAUUAUAUAUCUACAAUGAACAUCUCUGGUACUUGCUGCUCCACUUAAGCUCGAGUGUCUUUGUUUUUCAAGCGACACUAGUGUAGUAGGAGAUAUUGGGUUGUGCUAUGUUGUGUUGUCAACAAAAUUUAAUGAAACAUUAUUGUUUUACCUUUACCGAUUUUUAUGAUAAUGCGUUUGAUGUAA